Penicillium lagena is the source of this 516-nucleotide messenger RNA. It is a transcript of the gene yop1, whose product is annotated as putative membrane biogenesis protein (Yop1). The record is from RefSeq and is a predicted model, not a curated record. The coding region runs from base 1 to 516 and encodes 171 amino acids. Lineage: Eukaryota; Fungi; Ascomycota; Eurotiomycetes; Eurotiales; Aspergillaceae. The transcript has 6 exons.
AUGUCCUCUUUCCAAGACCGUGCCCAGCAUUCCAUCGCCCAGCUCGAUAAGGAGCUCUCCAAGUACCCUGUCCUCAACAACCUGGAGAGACAGACCUCCGUCCCCAAGGUGUAUGCCAUCCUGGGUCUGGUUGGAGUCUACUUCUUCCUGGUCUUCUUCAACAUCGCUGGCGAAUUCCUCGUCAACUUUGCCGGUUUCUUGAUCCCCGGCUACUACUCGCUUCAGGCCCUGUUCACCUCGGGCACGGCGGAUGACACUCAGUGGCUGACGUACUGGGUUGUCUACGCCUCCCUGACCGUAGUUGAGAGUGCCAUCAACGCUGCCUACUGGUUCCCCUUCUACUACAUCUUCAAGUUCGUCCUGAUCCUCUGGAUGGCCCUCCCCCAGACCAACGGCGCCCAAGUUAUCUUCCACUCCUUCCUCCAGCCCGUGCUUGGCCGCUUCUUCUCCAGCACCGGCACCUCCGCGAACCUCCGCGCUGCGGCUGACGCUGCGAGCAAGCCGCACUCCACCUGA